AUGGAGGACGUUCAAACCCAACUUCUACAGAACAUUCACCAAGAGAUCAUCAACGGUUCGUUCAGUGACAUACAGGUGAUUUGUAGGGAUGGGAAAACAACCGGAAGUCGGCUCGUUCUGGCGGCGCUUUCCCCGUACUUCCGGGCCAUGCUUACAUCAGAUAUGGCAGAGAGUCGGAAGGGCGUCCUGGAACUUCCAACUGUGUCUCUAUCUGUGUUUCAGGACAUUCUCAAGAUGUAUUUCUGCAAGAUUAAUCUGAUAAACGAGGACAACUGUAUGCAUAUGUUAGACACUGCCGAGAUGAUGCAGCUUGAUCAUAUCAAAAAUCUCUGUAAGAUCUACUUGAACCACAAUAUGGCAAUAACUCCUCAAAAUUGUUUAAAUCUAUGGAGAGCCCUGAAACUCUACAAUUUCCUUGAUUUGUCCAAACGGGCGCUUUCCUGUUUGACUGAUAAAACGGAAAAUGUUAUUCAGCUGUCAAAGGCGGAAAUUUGUGAAAUAAUUUCCAAAGAUGACUUAACCUGUAAAGAAGAUGACAUUCUGAAAGUCGUCAUGAAGUGGAUUGAACAUAAUAAUCCGGAACAGGAGGACGUCCAGAGUAUUUUUGAAAAUGUGCGACUAGAUAUUGUUGACCGACAAUUUCUGGUUAGUGAUGUAGUGUUUUCAAAGAUCGUUCUGGAGAAUAGCGCUGUGAAGGAAAUGAUACAACACGUUUUAUGUUCAGCCCUGCCACAACGUACACGCACAACGAGGUUUGUUGCCAACCUACCUGAUGUUUUCGUACUACAACACACUGGCAAGUUACUGCUGUCUUGUUUCACGUCAGAAGAGAAGUGGGAAGACGUCCCGCCAGCCCCAGUAGAUCCUGGACAGUAUUAUUCAGCAGCGAGUUUGGAUGACAAGAUCUACAUCACUGGUGGUAAUAUACAACCUAAAUGUACACUUGUGUAUGACACCAUUAGAAAAGUGUGGAACGUAGGUCCAGACCUCAACGAUGAACACUAUUGUCACUGUACAGCCACAGUAAGUUUCAAAGUGUACGUAAUUAGUGGUUGUGAUACCAGUACAAUAGAAGAGAAGAGCGAGAGUGAGGCGCAGUGGCAGGUGGUUGUGGAUUUGGGGUUGGAAAGAACGGAUACGUUUCCUGUUACAGUUGGUGAGAACAUUCUCGUUAUAGGAGGACAAGUAAACUACAUCCCGUCAGAUUUCCUCCAAUGUUUUAACACUACAACCCGCGCUGUGACCAAGCUGGAUAGAAAGUUGCCUUGUACCUCCUACACAAUAAGAGGAUCUGUUCACCUACAAGAUGUGUAUCUGAUGGACGGUGUUGGCAACGUGAUGCACAUUCACGUCACUGACAGAAAUGGAGAAAUCCAGGUUGAGAAUAAACUAACAGCUAAGUGGAAAUCAUUGGAUGUUUUCUUUGGUAUCGUUCACCAACAUGGAAGCCUGCUGUGUUUUACAAAAGACGGAAUCAGUAAAUUCAACCUGGCUGAAGGGAAAGAAGAAUAUAGUACAUUCCCAGACCCACCUAGAAGUGGCAGUGUGUACGACGUCCUGACAUUGUGA
Messenger RNA from Gigantopelta aegis, 1569 nucleotides. Its product is annotated as kelch-like protein 2. The record is from RefSeq and is a predicted model, not a curated record. The transcript has a single exon. Gene Ontology annotation, molecular function: protein binding. Lineage: Eukaryota; Metazoa; Mollusca; Gastropoda; Neomphalida; Peltospiridae. The coding region runs from base 1 to 1569 and encodes 522 amino acids.